AUGAAGGCAAGAAAACCAUCGAAGUCUGCUCGCCCAACCGUGAUUGAUGCGGAGCCGGAGGAUAGAAUUAGUUGUUUACCAGGUCUUGUAAUAGACCAGAUUCUGUCACACUUGCCCAUUAGGCAUGCUGUGAAAACAAGUGCUUUAUCAAAAAUAUGGAGGUACAAAUGGACCACAAUACCAAAUCUUGUGUUUGAUAGACAAUGUGUCUCUGCAGCUUCCCAACAAUGCCCUUCACAAUUUGCGAGUGAAUUUUUGACAAUCAUUGAUCACGUACUUUCACUUCAUUCUGGGCUAAUCAACAAGUUUGUGCUCUUCUAUGAGGAUCCCAAUACUGCGACUGACUUUGAUAGCUGUAUACUUUAUUUAAGCGGAAGAUCUAUCAAAGAGCUUGAGCUGGAGAUAUGGAUUUGGCAGCGGUAUAACUUGCCUUGCUGCUUAUUUUCUUGUCAAAGUUUACAUCGUUUGACAUUAUGUCGUUGUUGCAUUAAUCCUCCAUCUUCGUUUAAAGAUACCUUUGAAAUUUUGAUAUCCGGAUGCCCUUUGCUUGAAGAUUUGACAUUGACAUGGUUUUAUGGCUUCCCCCAAGUUAUUAUUCACGCACCAAAUCUCAAGGUUUUUGACAUCACGGGUGGUGAAUUAGAGAGUAUUAUCUUUGAAAACACUUUCCAACUAGCUAAGGUAACUGUUGAUUUAAACAAGUUUCUGUACUUUGAAAGCAAUCAAAGUAGUUCGCAUGGAUGCUCUAGCAACUUGCUCAACUUUUUCAGUCAUCUACCUCACUUACAGAGCCUGGAGAUCCGUUGCUGUUUUUUAAAGUAUUUGGCUGCUGGUGUUGUGCCUGUAAAGUUUCCUACAUCUUGUAUCAAUCUAAAUUAUCUUAGGUUAAGUAUACGCUUCAAGCACUUGAAGGAAAUUUCGGCGGUUCUUUGCUUGCUCAGAAGCUCACCUAAUCUUCGAAAAAUAGAAUUAUAUGUGAGUACUCAUUUAGUUCGGUUUGAGUUUGAUUUCCUUUCGUAA
Lathyrus oleraceus (garden pea) is the source of this 1020-nucleotide messenger RNA. RefSeq names its product F-box/FBD/LRR-repeat protein At1g13570. The transcript is spliced from 4 exons. NCBI's taxonomy places the organism in Eukaryota, Viridiplantae, Streptophyta, Magnoliopsida, Fabales, Fabaceae. The coding region runs from base 1 to 1020 and encodes 339 amino acids. Gene Ontology annotation, molecular function: protein binding. The record is from RefSeq and is a predicted model, not a curated record.